UUAUCACACUUAUGAGACGAUGCGCUGAGCUCAUAAACCAGGUUGCUACUUCCAAGGACAUGGUCAUACUUAACAGUUAAUCAAAGGUUAAACAAUCUACUGUGGCGUAUAUACUGUGGCAUCAAUUGUGUCGUAUAGUGGGAAUAAAAGAGACUCUUUGUGAUUGUACGUGGCUUUAUUUUUUCGAGCUAUAUAUAAAAUAUAAUUGUUAGUCAUUCCCAUCAGGUAACUCAACUAUCUUUCUCCUCUCCACUGGACAGUCAAUCUUACAUUCCAAUUGUAAACAACAUAUUUCACAAUAUACGUAUUUUGAUUUAAAAAUAGCAACUGUAAAUUAAUCAUCUUGACAUAGAAGCGAUUGCAAUGACAUAACAAAAUCAACUAUCUUCAAUGUCAAUGUCAAAUAUCUUCUUUGUCUUUAAUUGAAAUAAGUUAUCGUCGCCGAUAACAAUUUAAUCUUGUGUAUUUUUAUCAGUAUGAUAUCAUUUUUAAAUCGAAACAAAAACAUAAAUAGCGAAAAGGAAGUUAGAGCAGACAAAUGAACGUUUUAAUAAACUGACACACACUACAAUUUAAACUUAUGAUUAUUUAGAAUAAGAAACACCGAGAAGACAUGGCUUAUAAAAAUCCUGGACGACUAGAAGUUAGAGAAAUCCGUUUUUCAAGAGAUGUUAUCGAUGAAAAGUUUGAUAAUGGGAAGAAAAUGAGUGAUGUUUUGAGUGAUCUUAAGACAGGACUUUUAGAUUUAGAUACACUGCCGCAAAUUACAGUAGUGAAGAAAGCUAAGGUGUUCUUCACACUUGACAACAGGCGGCUAUGGGUGUUAAGAGAGUACGCAAAAUUCUUAGAAGAAAGCAGAAAUGAGAUUUUACGAGUACCUGUUAAAAUUGAGAAUUUGGCAAGGCUUGGAACCACUUGGUUGACAACGACGAGCGAAGGCGAGUUUGUUGAAGUGCAACAUAGUGGGCCAACUGAAGCUUAUGCGAAUGUUGUAACUGUUCAGUUGUUUGAGAUACGUUAUAGCAGCGAUUACAUUAUUGGAAAAAACAUGGAAAAGAAAUUUGACGCACAAUUUGGUAGUAUACACGAACGUGCCAAAUUACCAGUGCUUCAAGUUGUCAAAAAACAAGAUAUUCUAUAUGCUCUAGAUAACGAUCAACUCUGGAUGCUUAAACAAUGGUAUAGAUAUAACUGUGUGGAUACUGAGGGAAAACAAUCAAUGUCUCAUUCAAGUGAAAAUGACAACGAUGUCGAUAUUUGUGAAGAUUUUAUAAUUAAGGUUGAACUGCGACCAUAUAAGGAACUUCCGGAACACUUUAGUACUUUAGAUGCUGGAAAAAAUAUUGAACUUCGGAAUAGACAACCGAAACAUGGAGUACAAAAAUAUAAGGCACUCACUAGACAAGAGGCAAGUCAAAACAAACAGGUCAUUAAGAAAUAUUGCGAAAAGGUCAACAAAGUAGAAAAUAGAAGAAGACUUAAAUCAAAAUAAUCUGAAAAUACUAUUAAAUCAAAGAUAAUAAAACAGGGAAGAUAAUAUAAAAUGGUUUUGCGAUAGGAAUAGGGGAAAUUUUUAUAGAUACAAUUUUGUUUGAAUAUAAAAAAAAUUAUCGACACAAAAAUUUAGUCAAUUGAUUAUUCUGUAUGAAUGUUUUAAAUAAAAUGACUUUUUAUCUUUUUUAUCAUUGUGAAUUUUAAUACUUUAUGAUAUACCCCUGAUUGUUUAUUUUGUGGUUCUCUUUCGAUAGACUUUGAUCAUCGUUUACAAAUUGAACAAUGUAAUCGAGAAAUAUGGAAAUUGUUUGUUUGUAAAUGUAUAUGUUGCUUAACCUUGGCCUUCAUGGUAAUACCAUUUUGCCGUGACUUUUUGUUUAUAUUCAUAGAGUUCUUUACUAUAUAUUCAUUUCAUUUAUGAUUUUGUCUAUUCAGCUUCCUCCAAUGAGGCUUAACAAUUUUGACUUUCAGAAAAUAGUUACGAAUGAAUCCUUUCCAAAUAUUCUGAUAGAAUUAUCCAGUAUGAUAUAUCAAUAACAAUGACAAGACAUUCUUUUAUUUUUCUCAUUUUAUUCACGAUUCAUUUUCAUGUUAAUGUUCAAUUUAAUUCAACUACAUUGAGAAAAUGUUGAAAUAAAAAGAUAAUCAGGCAAAAUUAUUAUAAUAAUAAUAUAAUACAAAGCGGUAUAGAGAGGAGGUUGAUAAAAUAAGAUAAAACAUAUGUUUCAUUUAUCAGUCUGAUAAAAACGUUUUUGUGAUUCAAAGUUUAAUUCACAUAAUAAAAAUUAGAUAUAUAUUGUAUGUCACAUAUCGUUAUAUAUCAAAUAAAUGAAUAAUGAAUAAAUAAAUACUUGAAAAGCAGGUAA
Ruditapes philippinarum (Manila clam) is the source of this 2360-nucleotide messenger RNA. RefSeq lists its product as uncharacterized. Bases 614 to 1492 code for a protein of 292 amino acids. Lineage: Eukaryota; Metazoa; Mollusca; Bivalvia; Venerida; Veneridae. The record is from RefSeq and is a predicted model, not a curated record. The transcript has 2 exons.